Phragmites australis (common reed) is the source of this 1168-nucleotide messenger RNA. Its product is annotated as increased DNA methylation 1-like. The transcript is spliced from 7 exons. Gene Ontology annotation, molecular function: transcription corepressor activity; acyltransferase activity, transferring groups other than amino-acyl groups. NCBI's taxonomy places the organism in Eukaryota, Viridiplantae, Streptophyta, Magnoliopsida, Poales, Poaceae. Gene Ontology annotation, biological process: negative regulation of DNA-templated transcription. The coding region runs from base 1 to 1062 and encodes 353 amino acids. The record is from RefSeq and is a predicted model, not a curated record.
AUGGUGAUCAGGGCCUUUCCACAUGCCAACAAUGUACUCGCAACUAAGAACUCAUGCACUGACAACACCAAUGUAGAUCAUCAGCACUGCCGUCCAUUGCAGAAUAACGGGCGCGACAUCGGCACGUACUGUAGCGAAACCUGCAAGAAGCUGUCUUCUCAGCUAUCAGACAUGAUAGGAGUAACGAACCGUUCUGAAGAUGGAUUCUCAUGGGCUCUCUUGAAGAUUCAGAAGGAUGAACCAGCCAGUUCCAUGGACAUGCCUGUCGUUCUUGAAUGCAAUGUGAAGCUUGAAGUGGCGCUUGGUGUGCUAGAUGAGUGCUUUAACCCUGUGAAAGAUCGAAGAACUAAGAUCGAUAUGCUCCACCAAGCUGUUUAUAGCCUUGGAUCAGAGUUUAAACGGCUAAGCUAUGAAGGAUUCUACACCAUGAUUCUAGAGAAGGAUGGAGAAAUAAUUUCAGCAGCCUUGCUGAGGUUCCAUGGCACAAAACUGGCAGAAAUGCCUUUCGCAGGCACACUGCCACCUUACCAGAGACAAGGAAUCAUGCGUCGCCUUCUCAAGGCUGUUGAGCAGGUGUUGACGUCAGUGCAAGUGGAGAAGCUCGUGAUACCAGCCAUAGCUGAUCUAGUGGACACUUGGAAGAGAUCUUUCUCCUUCAGACCCGUAGAGCCGCAGUUGAGGGAGGAAAUGAAGAAGCUGAGCCUGGUGGUCAUCACCGGCACCACCCUGCUUCAGAAACCCAUACCCCAACAAGCCGAGAGAAAUUCAGAGCCAUGGCGCAAGUACACGUUUGCUCCGAUCGGCACGGACCUGCAGAUGACUCGCCUGGCCGACGACGAGCUGGCGUUCCUGGAGAUGGCUCCGAUCUGCAGCUUCACCGACCUGGUCACGGGGAACGUGUCCCUGAAAUCGUCGUCGUCGUCGUCGGCCUCCAUGGCUUCAGGGAGCAGCUGCCCCGCCCCUCCCGGCGUGCAGCGUUCUUGCGGCGAGGCGAGCGUGACGAUCCAGCCUAGCUACGGCUACGCGCAGGGCAGUUCCAAUCUCAUCCAUGGCAUGAAGUGAUCCCUCUCCGGCGCGGCUUGCUCGUCCGUAGCCGCAGCUAGCUGGAUGCUGGUCAAGAAAGACUCAGCAGACGGAGACAUGCAGAAUUACAGAGGCACAGAGCUGA